AAUCACGGUGUUUUAACUGGUCUGCCGAGCGGAUCGGUACUCGAGGAGCCUUGAACGGUAUCCAAACGGUACCACCAGGAGAACGUCUUUCAUUUCCCCGACGAAUUCUCAGUUUGUCGUGCGUUCUCGUCGAGACAGUAGCUCGCUCCUUUUGUAUUUCACCAACCUCUUGUCGGCCUAAACGAUUGGCAUACGGCAUCAAGGUGCAAGGGAAGAAGUACAGAAAAAUGCAGACCAGCUCGACAUUCCUUUUCCUGAAUAUCUUUCUUUGCUUUUGUCUUUGGAAAAUCGUCGUUGCCGACGACAAGCUGAGGGUUGCUUUUCAAUGGAAGCAACUCGAGUACGAAUGGCCGAGCAACGACACCAAGCAGCUGUUUCCAGGGUACAAGCAAGAGGACAACCUACCCCUUGGCCUCGAAAUUACUAGUAACAGGAUUUUUGUCACCGUUCCGAGAUGGAGACUCGGAGUUGCAGCCAGUUUAAAUUAUUUCUACAUUAAUGAUACUCGUGAAUCUCCUACUUUGAUUCCUUACCCUUCGUGGGAAGCGCACCAAUACAAGGAUGAAAAUGUACCAGAGAUCAUUUCCACAUUUCGAAUUCGCGCAGAUCGUUGCGAAAGACUUUGGGUCCUCGACACGGGAUUCACUGAUAUUUUAGAUAGUCCGGAACAACAAUCACCACCGGCGUUGCUCGUAUACGAUCUAACGACCGAUCGAUUGUUACGAAAAUUCGUUAUUCCGGAGGAUCAAAGAACACCUGAUUCUCUUUUCGCCAAUAUCGCUGUCGAAGAUUAUUCUUGCGAGGACGCUUAUGCUUACCUAGGCGAUCUGGGUGGACCAGGGCUCGUAGUUUAUUCAUGGAAGAUGGGUAAAUCGUGGAUCGUUAAACAUCAUUUCUUCCAUCCUGAUCCUCAGGGUGGAGAGUUCAAUGUAUCAGGGAUCUCGUUUCAAUGGACGGAUGGGUUGUUCGGUAUGAGCCUCGCACCCACAGGUGAUGGAUACAGUACCAUGUAUUUCCAUCCAUUAUCCAGUAGCAUGGAGUUCUCAGUCAGUACUAAGCUGCUUAGAGAUCCUCAACGUGCCACUUCUUCGGAAUAUUUCCACGAGUUCCAUGCUUUAGGAUCUCGAGGACCGAAUGGUCAAAGCAGCGUCAGCUUUUUGGACCCAAAUACGGGUGUUCUUUUCUAUGCAUUGACCAACAAGAACGCUAUCGCCUGCUGGAGACCCCAAAAUACGUUCAUGAUCCAGCAACAAGAUUUCAUUUACAUGGAUAACGUUACAAUGAUCUUUCCAAAUGAUUUAAAGAUUGACCAAAAUGGCAAUAUUUGGGUGCUGUCGGACCGUCUGCCUACAUUCAUGUACCUCCGCUUAGACCCCGAAGACUACAACUUCCGAAUUCUCAGAGGCUCAACCAAAAACGCCAUAGAAGGCACCGUCUGUUCGAUGAACCCACCUCCAACCACGAACAUCCCACGCGGUGUUUUUCCAAACUUACAAAACACAAUCACUUCAAAAGCACCUGUGCUCUCCGGUUGCACGAAAAAUUCCGAAUUGAGCUUAGUCUCAAUAAUUGCCUGCGUCCUCCUUCUGAGAAGGUUCAUUUGAUGUGUCACAUUUCUAACGAAGCAGACGGCUGUAAAAGUACUUAUGCUAAAGUUUCGUCCUUCGAAACACCGAGAACGCGAAUUUCUAAAGAACAGGACAGGGGUGUCGGGCAUAUAAGCGGAUCCCCAUUCGCAAAGCAGUGAAAGAUUCUUGAGAAAUAUUGAAAGAUGCUUAGAUAACUGAUCGGAUAACAAAGUCAGGGAGAAUCACGCGGGAAUUUCUUCUAACUCGUGACAUAAUCGAAUGGAAAUCGAGUACAUUGAUACCGGUCACGACGACCCGGUUUCCAUAAACGUUCCCGGCAAUUGGUUGUUCCAGAUUUUCCAGAGUUGGAGUAGAAACUAAGUUACAGAAAUAUUUUCUUACUGUUUCAGAUACAUACAGUGGGUGAUCAAAUUAUUAGAGCCAUGGUAUGAAAAAUGG
Messenger RNA from Osmia bicornis bicornis, 2027 nucleotides. It is a transcript of the gene yellow-b, whose product is annotated as protein yellow. Gene Ontology annotation, cellular component: extracellular region. The record is from RefSeq and is a predicted model, not a curated record. The coding region runs from base 228 to 1604 and encodes 458 amino acids. NCBI's taxonomy places the organism in Eukaryota, Metazoa, Arthropoda, Insecta, Hymenoptera, Megachilidae. The transcript is spliced from 6 exons.